Parasteatoda tepidariorum (common house spider) is the source of this 2004-nucleotide messenger RNA. NCBI's taxonomy places the organism in Eukaryota, Metazoa, Arthropoda, Arachnida, Araneae, Theridiidae. The record is from RefSeq and is a predicted model, not a curated record.
AAAUCUUUAUCUCCCGGCUUGAAAAACAACAAAACUCAAGAAAUAUCAUUUUUGUAUAAUUUAACAUCAUUCAAUUUGGCAGCUCUCAAGUGCUUGCAAUGUAAAUAAACAAACUAGUGUGUUUCAUAAGAUUUCAUCUCAAGAUUUCAUUAUCAAAGAUUUCAUCUUUAAACUUUUCAAUAAUUGUCUUUCAUUCAAAGAACUCUUUGUUAAAGAAAGCAUGGACACAAAAGAUAUUCCUGUCUUUGAUUAUUCGGAUAAAGAUUUUAUUUUUUCCUUAGAUCCCAACUUGAAGGCUAGAUUCGAUGGAAAGCUUCAUAACCUAUGGGAUAAUAAAAUGCAGACUAAUUGUUUUCGCUACAAAUUAGGAGACUUAAAAACAAAGUACUUGCCAGGAAGUUAUAAUUUUGUUGCUCAGUUAAAUGUCAAAAGAGCUGUUGAUCGACGUAAACCUCAAUUUAUAUCGAGUAUUGUUAUGCCAUUUGAUCCAAACUUGUUUCAUUUUGGCAAAGUGUCAGAAAAGGAAAUCAUUUUUACUUUGACACCUAAGCAUUGGGAAAAAAAUCUACUUAAUAAAGAGGAGACAGAUAAAGGAACUUUUAUUAUAAAUGUUAGUCCAAUUGAGGAAUGUCACUGUUUAUUAGUUCCAGGCCUUGAAAAUGGUUUGCCUCAAGUACUUAAUAUAAAUAGCUUGAGACUUGCAGUGGAAUCUUUAUUAAUUAGUAAUGACAGGUAUUUAAGAGUUGGUUUUAACAGUUUAGGAGCAUAUGCAUCUGUCAACCAUCUUCACUUCCACCUAUAUUAUUUAAGAUAUAAUCUUUAUCUUGAAAAUGCUCCUGUAAACCAUUUGAUUGGAAACUGCUAUGAACUUGUCCAAUAUCCUGCAGAAGGUUUUGCUUUCCAGGUACAAGAUGCAUCUGAAGUGGUAGAAGCUAUGAAAUCCGUUAUGAAGCUGAUUGAUUUUUUAAUAAAAGAGGAAAUUCCACAUAACCUUUUUUUCACUAGAGGAAAGAGUUUUACUGAUGAAAAUGUUUGCAGUGUUGUCAGAAUUUUUGUAUGGGCCCGAACAGCUAUUUAUGUUGUCUUCUCAUUGUUUUGUCUAGUUGUCUUCUCAUUGUUUUGUCUAGUUGUCUUUGUGCUUAAUAUAAAUAGCUUGAGACUUGCAGUGGAAUCUUUAUUAAUUAGUAAUGACAGGUACUUAAGAGUUGGUUUUAACAGUUUAGGAGCGUAUGCAUCUGUCAACCAUCUUCACUUUCACCUAUAUUAUUUAAGAUAUAAUCUUUAUCUUGAAAAUGCCCCUGUAAACCAUUUAAUUGGAAACUGCUAUGAACUUGUCCAAUAUCCUGCAGAAGGUUUUACAUUCCAGGUACAAGAUGCAUCUGAAGUGGUAGAAACUAUGAAAUCCGUUAUGAAGCUGAUUGAUUUUUUAAUAAAAGAGGAAAUUCCACAUAACCUUUUUUUCACUAGAGGAAAGAGUUUUACUGAUGAAAAUGUUUGCAGUGUUGUCAGAAUUUUUGUAUGGGCCCGAACAGCUAUUUAUGGCUCAAAAAAUGAUUAUACUUUUAAUGCUGCUGUCUGUGAAUUAGCUGGUCAUAUUAUUGUUAAAGAGGAAGAUGGAUUUGAGACUACAAAUGAGGAAUAUAUUGCUGCAGUUUUAAAGGAAGCUUGUCAUGACAUAUUUUUUGGAAUCAGGGACAGAGUAAAAGCUCUUUAUUUGUGACCAAAGCUGUAGUAGAUAUUUUAAAUUAACUUCACUUCAACUCUCACUAUUUCUGCCAACUGAUGCCCCAAACACGAUAUUUCCUCUACCAUUUGUCGUUAUGUUACACAAUUGUCAUAUUUCUGACUGUAAUUCCAAUACUGUGAUACUAUUUUUAAACAAACUAUUUUUAUUUCUGCUUGUUUCAAAAAAUACCAAAGCAAAAAUUUACUAGUUGAUCUAUUAUAGUUUCAAAACAUGUUCAUGUUGAGCCUUGUAUAAUUAAAUUGUACUUAAUUCAUCAA